AUGACCACAUACGUCCCAAAGAGCUCGCGCGAUGAUGUAUACCGCUUCUUCUUCACGGAGGGCGUUGUUUCCUGCAAGAAGGACCCCCUCGGCACGUGGAAGGGAACUCUUGGUGGCAAGACGUUCAAGCUUCCCACUCUACAGGUAAUGCAACUGAUGCGUUCCCUGAAGAGCCGUGGCCUCAUUAAGGAGCAAUUCGCCUGGCGCCACUUCUACUGGACUCUAAAUGAUGAAGGCAUCAACUACAUGCGGAAAUACCUCUAUCUGGGAGCAGAUGCUGUGCCGAACACUCACAAGGUGGAUCACAAGACCUUUGAACGCGAAGGCGGACGCGGGCGUGGGCGCGGUGAUGGCCGUGGCCGUGGGCGCGGGUUCGGACGUGGCCGUGGCGAGGGCCGUGGCUUCGGACGUGGACGCGGUGAAGGCCGUGGCCGUGGUUUCCAUAGUGAGCGCGACCAGUACCGCGCCGGUGCUGCUGCCCAAGGCGAGGAUGCCGCGCCCGUUGCUGCGGUUGAGUAG
Messenger RNA from Trypanosoma brucei brucei TREU927, 519 nucleotides. Its product is annotated as 40S ribosomal protein S10, putative. NCBI's taxonomy places the organism in Eukaryota, Euglenozoa, Kinetoplastea, Trypanosomatida, Trypanosomatidae. Bases 1 to 519 code for a protein of 172 amino acids. Gene Ontology annotation, cellular component: cytosolic small ribosomal subunit. The transcript has a single exon. The record is from RefSeq and is a predicted model, not a curated record. Gene Ontology annotation, molecular function: RNA binding; structural constituent of ribosome.